This is a messenger RNA of Fusarium redolens, 1505 nucleotides long. RefSeq lists its product as uncharacterized. Bases 65 to 1318 code for a protein of 417 amino acids. The record is from RefSeq and is a predicted model, not a curated record. Lineage: Eukaryota; Fungi; Ascomycota; Sordariomycetes; Hypocreales; Nectriaceae. The transcript has 6 exons.
GGAUAGCUUAUGAAAACGGAAGGCAAACUUUAUUUGUCUCGCUUUUGAGGACGAAAGAGUGAGCAUGGUAUUUAGAGAGAGGCUCAUCAUACUCGUAGAGACGCGGGUUUGCAGCUCAUUCUUCCAUGCCUUACUUAUAGUGUUGCUGUGUACUUGCGUACAGUCAAAGCAGCACAACAAACGGUAUUUUGAUUCAGCAACAAAAACAACCGGCAUCAUGGCGAUAGGACCGUCGACCCUUCUGAUUACAGAAUGGACACUCAUAUCCUUAUCAACAGUCGUCAUCAUCGCACGAAUCUACCUCCGACUCGCCAUCCAAAAACGAAGGCUCAUCGAUAGCGACAUAUGGAUGAUUGCAGCAUGGUUAGCUGGCAUUGUCGUGGCUUCGUUCUGUGUUACGUAUGUUCACAUGGGUGUCAUGGAGCCGCACGUCGAUGGUACAUUGAAAGACUAUAAUGGAACUCGUGAAGACAAAGAGUUCAUUUUGAGAUUACUUUGGAUUUGUGCUUUGCCUUUCUUCACGGCGUUCUACCUCUGCAAAGCUGCUCUGCUUGCUGUCUACCGACAAGUUAUUCCUGUUCAUAUGCACAAGAGAAGAAUGGUUCUUUGGGCCACUGCUCUAUAUGUUGCCCUUUCUUAUAUUGUAACCAUGGUUCUACCAUUUUGCGUCUGUAUCCCGGUCACUCGAUUUUGGUCAUUGGAACCCGACAACAAAUGUCCGCAUAAUGCUGCAAUGACAUUUUUGAAGACUUCAUGGGCGCUUCACUUUGCUGGCGAUGUAUUCAUCUUUAUUCUUCCCUGGCUUAUCGUACCUGAUCUCAUGAUUAAAGGGUGGCUGCGAGUUGGCGUUUACUUGACCUUUCUUCUUGGCAUCAUCAACAUGGUCAUCAGUAUCGUCCGCUUUCAUGAACUAUUCAUCGUUGGAGCCAAUCGCAAGGUUUCAAUUGUGGAAGCCCACUUUUGGAAUACCUUGGACCUUUAUCUCGGUCUUGUCAUUGCCUGUCUCCCUUCACUGCGACCAUACUUCAACCUCGCUGCGAACUCACGCGCAUUCAGCAGCAUUCGAGGAAAGGGGACCAGCCAAGGCAGUCGCUACACCACCGACUCCAUCCAGAAGCCCGAAGCAGCGAGACUCACGCAAGAUCAAUCAGGUAUCUCACCUGGUCGACCUAUUAGACGUUUAUCACACUCAUCACGAGAGUUUGACUUGGAGUCUUGCGGCGACUCAUCGGAAUCAUACAAUGAUGCCAAGAAUAAGGCUUUUGAGAUUGAGUUGGCUCGAGUCCGUACUCGUGCGAGGGAGGCAUCUGAUGAAUAGUGUCCAAGUAAGCGAUGAAGGACAUAUCAGAGCAGUCUUACGGAUGGACACUGUCUAAUUACCCAGUAUGGCACAUCCUCUUAGCAGGACUAACACUUACAUUCAUUUUGGGAUGGUCUGUUAUACUCUAAUGAACUUAAUAAAAUUCACUAUUUUCAGCUUCACGACUUGCUGAACUAUUACUUAU